CUCUCUCCCCCCUUUAUUCUAGCACCAGAAGCAAAGCAACACAGAGGCAUCAUCGUCAUCAUCAGCAAAAACCAUAGAGUCAAAGCCCCAAAAGCCUCAGACCCAUUUCUCUCUCUUGAAAAAACCCAUCUUUCUCUAUCUAGGGUUUGUGUACGUGUAUGGGUUUUGCUUCAAUCUCAAAUCUAUUAUCAAUCAGGUAUGAACAUUUCUCCGCUAAUCUGAGAUUGUUUCCUGUUUUGUCACGAGGUUCAUGCCUUUAUUUCAAAAUUGCCAUAAAAACCCUAGUUUCAGUUCGUGCUCCAGGAGACUUUGGGUUUGGAAUCGGAAAAUCAGCGCCCCUUCAAAACCCUAGUUUCGAUUCGUGCUUUAAUUUACGGUGCUUUUCUUGUUAGAUUCGGGCGAUUUGAUGCGCGGGUGUGGGUUUUUAGUGGUGUGGAAUCUGGGUUUGAUUCAGUGGAAUUUGGAAUUCGGUUCGAUUCAGCUUAUGUGUUGGGUUGAUCUUCGGUUUUGGGUUUGGGGUUUUUUUUCUGGUUGUUUGGGUUCUUUCUUCUCGGGUGUUGAAGUGAUUUGAGCUGGUUGGGUGGGUAAAAAGUUGGAAAAUUGAGUAUUUGUCAAUGGGUUUUGAUUUUAAGGCUAAUAGAUCAUAUCGAUUUGUUGCAUAAAUGCCACUGGAUUGAGUUGCUAGUUAUAAGCUCAUUUUGUAUGUUUGAAAAGUCAAAUUCAGUAACUGCAGAAGGUCGGAAUGUUUUUCUUUUGGGUUUGAAAUUUUUUCUUCAAUGUUUAUAUAUUCAAAGUUUUAAAUUUUGGCAACCCUGUUAGGAUUUCAAAAUACGCUUCUAAAAUCUUAAAUAUUUUCUUUGAUCAGAAUUUAGAAUCUUAAAUAUUAGCGACCCCAAAAUGAUGGGAUAGGUUUCUUUUGAGUGCAUUAAACUUUAGUAUCUAUAUUUUAAAUUUUAACUGUUUGCAACUCCAGACUAUUGAGUUGUCCUUUAUUUUUUCUGGUACAGAAUUUUGAUUAAGCAAGUAUGGGAUCUCAAAAUUAUCGGUAAUGCUCACAUAAAGAAUUCAAGUAGACCAUUAAAGAAUUCCAAAUUACUGGGUCAUACUCUGUUAAGUGUGUGUAUAUGCAAAGAACGUUUAAUUGUAAAUAUAUUAGUGUUCAAAGUUUUAUCAAAUCACAGCUGUAUUAAUGCUUAAAAUUUGAACAUUAGAAAUUCCAAACUAUCGGAUUAUGCAUCGUAUUGGGGUUCAAAAAAUUCCACAAUGCAAUGAAAUAAUAAGCUAGCAACAAAAAGCGGUUUAUUUUAAAUCAUCCUAUUGGGAUAUUCUGUUUAUCUUGGCUUGAUACUCUGCUGUUUCUCUAUGUUUAGUUCUUCUCUUAUACCUUUAGUUCCCUUUCUGACAGGUUGCAGUAUGCAUAAUAGAUAACAUAUUUAAGGUUCCUGGGAUUUGUAUCUCAUUUGAAUGAGCUAAGAACACGGUGCUGAAGGCAAAUAAAGUAACCCACUCAUUCUAUAUAGUAGUUGGGAGACCAUAUUUGACUUACAGAUCCUAUGCCUGAUGCCAUCCCAUUGAAUCCUGUUGUAUUGUAUCUGGCUAAUGAGUUUGAUUUAUUAGGUUUGGUUGACUUUACAAUUUACAUUGUGGUGAGUCGGCUUCAGUUAUUGAUGGUUAGAUAUAUCCUAGUUAGCAAUCUUUUAUGCAGUUUAGCUUCUAUAGCUUCCUGUAGUGGUUUGAUGCUGGAGGCAGUAUGCCGGUGAUAGUUGGGAGAAAUGCAAAGGUAUCAUGCACCCAACUGCAAUAGUGCAGUCAAUAGCAAUGCAAUUGGUGGGCCAUCAGCUAGGGAUAGUGCUCGAGCUGAUUCGUCUUCAUUGUCAGCUAACUUCUCCCUGAAUUCAAGGCGACAAUCUCAGCUAACACCAUACAAGUUGAAGUGUGAUAAAGAAUCUCUGAAUUCCAGACUUGGGCCACCUGAUUUUCACCCCCAAACUUCAACUUGCCCAGAGGAGACUCUCACCCAGGAAUAUGUUCAGCAUGGAUACAGGGAGACUGUUGUGGGACUCGAGGAUGCCAGAGAGAUCUCACUCACUCAGAUUCAAGCUUUCAGUAAGCCUACAGUUCUAAAAUGCAAAGAGGCAAUCAGAAAGCGGCUUAGGGCCAUCAAUGAAUCUCGGGCUCAAAAGCGCAAGGCAGGUCAAGUUUAUGGAGUGCCUCUUUCAGGCUCACUCUUGACUAAGCCUUGUGUUUUUCCUGAGCAAAGGCCUUGUGGUGAAGACUUCCGAAAGAAAUGGAUUGAGGGUUUAUCCCAACAUCACAAACGAUUGCGUUCUUUGGCCGAUCAUGUUCCUCAUGGUUUCAGGAAGAAAAACCUUUUUGAAGUUCUUAUCAGGAAUAAUGUUCCAUUACUGAGAGCAACUUGGUUUAUUAAAGUAACUUAUCUUAACCAGGUUCGCCCUGCCUCUGCCAGUAUUUCUUCUGGCUCACCUGACAAGAUUCAGUUGUCUCGCACUGAGCUCUGGACAAAAGAUGUUAUUGAUUACUUGCAGGGCCUCCUGGAGGAAUUUUUCUCAAGAAAUAAUUCUCAUUCCACUCAACACAGCAGGGAUAAAUCACAACAAAUCCUUUAUGCUGGGUCAAUACAGCACAAGAGUGACCCUGUAUCAGGUCUUGAUAGUGAGGAGCCUUCCCUACAUUUUAAGUGGUGGUAUGUGGUGCGGAUCUUGCAAUGGCACCAUGCUGAAGGCCUGAUUCUUCCUUCGCUCAUCAUUGAUUGGGCUCUUCGUCAACUACAGGACAAAGAAUUGCUUGAGAUCUUGCAGCUGCUAUUGCCUAUCAUAUAUGGUGUUAUAGAAACUGUUGUUCUAUCUCAGACGUAUGUACGCACUCUUGUGGGAGUAGCUGUUCGUUUUAUCAGGGAACCUUCUCCAGGUGGUUCUGAUCUGGUUGAUAAUUCGAGGAGGGCAUACACUUCCUCUGCUCUGGUUGAGAUGCUUCGAUUUUUGAUACUGGCUGUGCCUGAUACAUUUGUCGCUUUGGAUUGCUUUCCUUUGCCCCCCUGUGUCGUAUCUCAUGUUGCAAAUGAUGGGAGUUUCUUAACGAAGGUAUCUGAGGAUACAAUAAAGAUAAAAAAUCGUCCUGCAGAGGUUCCUACUGUGCUUAGAGAUAAAGUUCUUGAUGGUCAGUACCCAUCCUUGUCUUUUGAUCACAUUGUUUCAUCCAUUCAAAAACGUGCUGAUAAUCUUGCUAAAGCUGCAAGUCCAGGGUAUCCAUGUCAUAGUGAGGCAAAAGCUGUCCAGGCCUUGGAUAAGGCUCUUGUAGAUGGAGAUGUGAGAGGCGCAUAUAAAUUUCUCUUUGAUGAUCAUUGUGAUGGUGCUGUUAAUGAAGGCUGGAUUGCAGAAGUCAGCCCAUGCCUAAGAUCUUCAUUGAAGUGGAUUGGAACUGUGAGCUCAUCACUUGUUUGCUCUGUAUUUUUCCUCUGUGAGUGGGCAACAUGUGAUUUCAGGGAUUUUAGGACUGCUCCACCCCAUGAUACGAAGUUCACUGGGAGGAAAGAUUUCUCUCAAGUUUAUAUUGCAAUUCGGCUUUUGAAGCUAAAGUUGAGAGAUAUACAAAAUCCAGGCUGUUGCAAGAAUAACAGCACAGCUGGAAUCAAUACCCUUGCAAAAGGUUCCAGUCAGCCAAAUAAUAAUUCUGGCAGAAUUUCGGUGGUAAAUGCAUAUGAAAACAAAAAUAACUUGAAAAAUAUGGAUAGGGCAAGCAUAGAUUCAUUGGAUAUUUUCCAAAGCCCUGGUCCUUUACAUGAUAUUAUAGUUUGUUGGAUUGAUCAACAUGAAGCACAUAAAGGAGAAGGUUUUAAACGCCUUCAACUGCUCAUUAUGGAACUUGCACGGUCUGGCAUUUUUUACCCUCAGGCGUAUGUAAGGCAGCUUAUAGUUAGUGGAAUUAUGGAUAGGAAUGGACCUAUUGUUGAUCUGGACAGGCGGAAGAGACACUAUCGAAUCUUGAAGCAGCUGCCUGGGUCUUAUAUGCGUGAUGCUCUGGAGGGAGCACAAGUUACUGAAGUGGGAUUACUUUCUGACGCCAUUCUUAUUUACUCAAAUGAACGUCGCCUUGUGCUUCAGGGGCUUCUUUGGGAUCAAUAUAAAAGUAAGAACAUUGCAAGUAUUUCAUCUCGUAGACCAAAGCACCUGCCAGUCUCUGCUAGAGAUGGUGCUUCCCCUGCUUCUGUUGAUCAAUGGAGGACUCUUCAGUCUGCAUCUAGUAUGUUAUCUGGUAAAACUGCCAAAAGCAAUGCUGACAUUGAAGAAUUGAAGGCUGCUAUUUCGGGAUUGUUGCAGCUUCCAAAUUCUUCUACAACAUCUGCAGAUACUGGACUUGAUGAAUCUCAAGGGAGUGUUAAGAAGUCUGUUGGGUCAAAUUGUAACAAAAUGGAUCUAGUAGAAGGAACACCUGGAUGUGAAGAAUGUAGAAGGGCAAAGAGACAAAAAUUAAGUGAAGAUCGGAGUUCAUAUCAAGGACAUUCACCAAAUCCAUCAGAUGACGAGGAUACAUGGUGGGUGAGGAAGGGGCCUAAAUCCUCAGAGUCCUUCAAAAUUGAUCCACCUCUUAAAGCAGCCAAGCAGACCUCAAGGGGCAGACAAAAGAUUGUCCGGAAAACUCAGAGCCUUGCUCAAUUAGCAGCUGCUAGGAUUGAGGGUAGCCAGGGAGCAUCUACAAGCCACAUAUGUGAUAACAGGAUAAGCUGCCCUCACCACAGAACUGGUAUGGAAGGAGAAGCUCCUAAGUCAAUAGAUGAGGUGAAAGCAACUCAUUGCAGUGAUAUUGUUUCAAUUGGAAAAGCUUUAAAGCAGUUGCGUUUUAUGGAGAAACGGACCAUCACAAUGUGGUUGGCAACUGUAGUUAGGCAGUUUGUUGAAGAGAAUGAAAAGACUGUUGCCAAGGGUGGCCAAUUUAGUCGGCCUUUCUCUGUUGAUGACAGGAGCUCUCUGCGAUGGAAAUUUGGUGAAGAAGAAUUGUCUUCUACACUCUAUUUGAUGGAUGUUUGUAAUGAUUUAGUUUCAGCAGCCAAAUUUCUUCUUUGGUUGUUGCCCAAGGUUCUUAGUAACCCCAGUUCUACAAUUCAUGGAGGGAGGAACAUUAUGAUGCUGCCUAGGAAUGUGGAAAGCCAUGCAUGUGAAGUUGGGGAGGCAUAUCUGCUGUCUUCUAUCCGAAGGUAUGAGAAUAUACUUGUUGCAACAGAUCUCAUUCCUGAAACCUUAUCUGCAACAGUGCUCCGUGCUGCUGCAGUUAUGGCCUCAAAUGGAAGGGUUUCAGGUUCAUUAGCGUUGGUUUAUGCUCGAUACCUGUUGAAGAAAUAUGGUAAUGUGUGUAGCGUCAUUGAAUGGGAGAGGCAUUUCAAGUUAACAGGUGAUAAGAGACUUAUUUCUGAACUUGAAUCUGGCCGGUCGCUGGAAGGGGAGUUUGGGUUUCCACUUGGAGUUCCAGCCGGCGUUGAGGAUCUUGAUGAAUUUUUCCAUCAAAAAAUAAGUCACACUCGGGUAUCCAGAGUGGGUUUGAGCAUGAAAGAUAUAGUGCAAAGAAAUGUUGAUGAUGCUCUUCACUAUCUCUUUGGCAAAGAGAGAAAACUUUUUGCACCUGCUACACCCAAAGCUCCUGCCAUCGAAAAAUGGGAUGAUGGAUAUCAAAUUGCUCAACAAAUAGUUAUUCAACUAAUGGAGUGCAUUAGGCAAACUGGUGGUGCUGCUCAAGAAGGGGACCCCUCUUUGGUGUCUUCUGCUGUUUCUGCAAUUGUCUGUAAUGUGGGGCCAUCCAUGGCAAAAUUACCUGAUUUCUCAGCGGGUAAUAAUUAUUUGAAUUUUCCUUCCACAACAAGUUCAUUGAAUUUUGCUCGGCGCAUUUUACGCAUUCAUAUUACUUGCCUAUGCUUACUUAAGGAAGCUCUUGGAGAGAGACAAAGCCGUGUAUUUGAGAUAGCACUUGCAGCAGAAGCUUCGUCUGCUCUUGCUACAGCUUUUGCUCCUGUAAAGGCUCCUCGUAGUCAGUUUCAGUUGUCUCCUGAAGCUCAUGAUUCCAAUGCAUCCAUGUCAAAUGAAAUUCUGAAUAACUCUGCCAAACUCGGGAGAGCUACCAAAAUUUUAGCUGCUGUGUCAGCACUUGUUAUUGGGGCAGUUAUUCAUGGAGUCAUUAGCUUGGAGAGGAUGGUAACUGUCUUCAGGUUAAAGGAGGGCUUGGAUGUUAUUCAAUUUAUACGGAAUACACGAUCCAAUUCGAAUGGGAAUCCCAGGUCACUUGGGGCUUUUAAGGUGGAUAAUUCAGUUGAAGUUUGUGUGCAUUGGUUUAGGCUGCUGAUUGGGAACUGCAAAACUGUUUGUGAUGGAUUAGUUGUGGAUCUCAUGGGUGAACCAUCUAUAGUAGCUCUAUCAAGGAUGCAACGAACACUCCCUCUUAAUUUAGUCUUUCCGCCUGCAUAUUCAAUAUUUUCAUUUGUUGUAUGGAGGCCAUUUAUUCUUAAUGCUAACAUCACAAACCGUGAGGACAUCCACCAAUUGUAUCAAUCUUUAACAUUGGCCAUAAGCGAUGCCAUAAAGCAUCUGCCUUUUCGGGAUGUGUGUAUGAGAGACACUCACGGUUUCUAUGAUCUUGUAGCUGCAGAUGCCAGUGAUUCUGAGUUUGCUGCCAUGUUAGAGUUGAAUGGUCCAGAUCUGCAUUUGAGAGCUAUGGCCUUUGUUCCUCUACGUGCAAGGCUUUUCCUGAAUGCCAUCAUUGAUUGCAAAAUGCCAAACACUUCAUUGACACAGGAUGAUGUAAGUUGGGUUUCUGGACAUGCUGAGUCGAAAGUUCCAUAUGCAGAAAAUGAGACCAAGCUUCUGGAUAAGCUAGUGCAUAUUUUGGAUACCCUGCAACCUGCAAAAUUUCAUUGGCAAUGGGUUGAGCUCAGGCUUCUGCUAAAUGAACAAGCCCUUGUUGAAAAAGUCGACAACCAUGAUGUGACCUUAGCAGAGGCUAUUCACUCUAUGUCACCCAACCCUGAAAAAGCUGUGGCUUCUGAGAAUGAGAACAACUUCAUUCUGAUCAUUCUGACAAGGUUACUUGUACGGCCUUAUGCCGCAGCCCUUUUCUCAGAGGUGGUGCACUUGUUUGGGAGGUCCCUGGAAGAUUCAACGUUGUUGCAAGCUAAAUGGUUUUUGGUAGGUCAAGAUGUUCUAUUUGGAAGGAAAUCUAUUAGACAACGGCUUAUUAAUAUUGCUGAGAGUAAAGGUCUCUCCACUAAGGUCCAGUUUUGGAAGCCAUGGGGCUGGUCUUAUUCUAGUUUGGAUCCAGUUGCCACCAAGGGAGAUAAGAAGAAAUUCGAAGUCACUUCCCUUGAAGAAGGGGAGGUUGUAGAAGAAGGUACAGACUCCAAAAGAUAUGGAAAAGGGUCUACCCAAAUGUCUGAUUUUGAAGGUUUCAAUGUCAGCCAGCAGCAUGCAACUGAGAGAGCUCUUGUUGAAUUGGUUCUUCCUUGCAUAGAUCAAAGCUCUGAUGAUUCACGCAAUGCCUUUGCAAGUGAUUUGAUCAAGCAGAUGCAUACUAUUGAACAACAAAUAAAUACAGUUACUCGUGGGACAACUAAGCAGGCAGGAACUGUUCUUUCUGGAGUUGAAGGUCCUGCAAACAAAGGCAAUAACAGGAAAGGUAUGAGAGGUGGUAGUCCUGGUUUAGCUAGGCGACCAACUGGAGUAGCUGAUUCUGCACCACCCUCCCCUGCAGCAUUGCGAGCUUCCAUGGCACUGCGGUUGCAGUUCCUCCUGAGAUUGCUUCCUAUCAUUUGUGCAGAAGGGGAGCAAUCACGGAACAUGAGGCAAAGUCUUGCCUCAGUAAUACUUCGUCUCCUUGGAAGUCGAGUUGUGCAUGAGGAUGCAGACCUCUCCCUUUAUUCCACGCAGAGUCCUCCCUCAAAGAGGGAGGCAGAGUCACUGAUGGAGGCUUCUACUGCUGCUUCUCUUGAUUUAUCUGGUGAAAGUCUCUUUGAUCGGCUGUUGUUGGUUCUCCAUGGUUUGUUGAGCAGUUGUCGGCCGAGUUGGCUGAAGUCAAAGUCUGCCUCAAAGUCAACCACUGAAUCUAUCAAGGAAUUUUCUGGAUUUGAUCGUGAGGCAGCAGAGAAUUUACAGAAUGACUUGGAUUGCAUGCAAUUGCCUGACACGAUCCGCUGGCGUAUCCAAGCUGCAAUGCCAAUUCUUGUCCCUUCUGGCCGGUGUUCCAUCUCUUGCCAGCCACCAUCUGUCUCCUCUGCGGCUGUUGCUUCACUUCAACCGAGCCUCUCAUUUCCUGCAUUCCACCCUGGAAAUACAAACCAGUCUCAAAGGAAUUCCAGUUCUUUGGUGCGACCUGGGAAACUAAAGAAUAUGCCGUUGCAGCAGGACCAUGAUAUAGAAAUUGAUCCAUGGACGCUAUUGGAAGACGGGGCAGGGGCCGGACCAUCUUCAGGUAACACUGCUGUGAUUGGCAGUGGUGACCACGCUAAUCUUAGGGCAUCUAGCUGGCUUAGAGGGACUGUGAGAGUGCGGCGAACGGACCUCACAUACAUUGGUGCCGUGGAUGAUGACAGCUGAUCUUAUGGUUAACUUCCAUUCUUGAUUUGGUCCACAAUGAGCAAAUCCGUCAUCAGGUGGUUAUAAUCUUGUGCUUGCCCUUCUUGCCCUACGACCGUGAAGGGAGCUGUGAGGGACAUUCUCUCUCGGCGAAGGAGGGGGCUCUAUAGGAGGAGAGAAAUGUGAAGAUGUUCUCCAGCAGUCCGCUUCCGACCUGGCCUGGCCUGCUCGACUACUGACCGCCCUUUUGAUCACCUCCCACUUUCUGGGCUCUGCGCUUCCAGGUACGGUUCGGAGGCUUGUUGUAUAUAGAGGGAUAAUUGUUUCAUUUUACCAAUUGAGAUUAGUAAAAUAUCUCAAGAAUGAUCUGUAGCUCUCUUAUGCUCAUCAAUCUUGUCAUCUCUUCCUCUGUAGUUUUUUUUUUUUUUUGAUAUUGCGCAGGAUCAUUUUAUAAUUUUUAUUACAUGUAGACUUGAAGAUGAGGCCUUCUACUUAAUCUCCCAACACUCACAAUGCAAGAGCCUCCCUCUGCCAUACUAGCGUAUGGGUUGGGGCAAGUUAGGGUCUCUUUAGCAGUGCUUUUAGAAAGCACUUCUAGUAUAAGAAACGCUUUUGAGAAAGUACUUUGCCUGGAAACAUUUGUAGAGAAAACGGUUUCACUAAAAGCAAUUUGAAUGAAGAUACUGUGGACACACUCUUAAU
This is a messenger RNA of Vitis riparia (riverbank grape), 9272 nucleotides long. RefSeq names its product mediator of RNA polymerase II transcription subunit 12. The record is from RefSeq and is a predicted model, not a curated record. The transcript has 12 exons. Lineage: Eukaryota; Viridiplantae; Streptophyta; Magnoliopsida; Vitales; Vitaceae. Gene Ontology annotation, biological process: regulation of transcription by RNA polymerase II. Gene Ontology annotation, cellular component: mediator complex. The coding region runs from base 1773 to 8591 and encodes 2272 amino acids. Gene Ontology annotation, molecular function: transcription coregulator activity.